This is a messenger RNA of Anguilla anguilla (European eel), 4233 nucleotides long. RefSeq names its product rho GTPase-activating protein 6-like. The coding region runs from base 337 to 2517 and encodes 726 amino acids. Gene Ontology annotation, biological process: signal transduction. The transcript has 13 exons. NCBI's taxonomy places the organism in Eukaryota, Metazoa, Chordata, Actinopteri, Anguilliformes, Anguillidae. The record is from RefSeq and is a predicted model, not a curated record.
AUAUUUGAGAGCUUUCUCCAGUUCUGGAAAACUGAGGAUUUCGAGACAUCACUGUAACCCUUGUAGGCUAUACCGAGGAGUUGCUACGACGCACUCAUCUAUAACGUCAACACAGUAAAUAUGCAAUUGCUUCGUAGCGUGUUGCGCUGACAGCAGGUUUUGCUGCCUUUCCGCUAUACUUUUGUUAUUGAGCAUGAUAUAUCAUCGACGCUAUAGCUAUUGAUGUGGAUUAGGCUUUUUAUCUUUUGAGAUAAACAUUCAAAUACGUCUGCUGGAGUUUAUUUCCAAGUUCUUGCUUGUUCACAUUCGGUAGUUCUUAUAUGGAUACUUGCCGAAAUGAUGGGGGAAUCAGUUUUCUUCGACAGGCGAAUUUCUUACCUUGGUGACUGUACCUGGAGCAGCAUGUCUGGACGAAGGGUGCAGCUGAAGCCUGUUCCAGUUCAGUGUCUCUCGGAGCUGGAGCGUGUGCGGCUCCAGGAGGUGGCCUUCAAUCGGCUGCACCAGGACUAUGACCUGGGUUGCCAGAUCACCAUCCCCAGAGAUGGACAAAAUCACAAGAAAUCCCUGAGAAGGAAGUUGGAUUCAUUAUCUAAAGAAAAGAGCAGAGACAAAGAAUUUGCGUCUCUGGCCUUUAGCAUACCACUGUCUCAGGUGAUCGCCAACGACCGUGCACACAAGCAGCGGCCAGACCCCCUGCCAGGGGACAACCGGGACCCUUCGGACCUGGUGUCAUCCAUCCUGCAGUUUGCCAUAAAGAGACCCAGCAAGGAGCUUUCCAGCAGUAACUCAUCCCUCGGCUCCACCCCAGAGAUGCCCAACGAGUGUGUCCUGCCUAACACCCCCGAAACUGCACCCCGGGCGCACAGACGGGGCGGGAUGUCAGUGGACUCUAUCACAGACCUGGACGACAGUCAGUCCCGCCUCUUGGAGGCGCUGCAGCUCACUCUGCCCACGGGGAGCCCGAGCAAGAAGGAGAAGCACCGGGACGAAAAGCUGAGCCUCAACCCCAUCUACAGACUGGUGCCCCGGCUGGUGGAUAGCUGCUGCCAGCACCUGGAGAAAUAUGGCAUACAGACAGUUGGGAUUUUUCGAGUCGGGAGUUCAAAGAAACGGGUGAGGCAGCUGCGUGAGGAGUUUGACCGGGGCACAGAUGUUCUGUUGGACGAGGACCACAGCGUCCACGAUGUGGCGGCCCUGCUGAAGGAGUUUCUGAGGGACAUGCCCGACCCCCUCCUGACCAAAGAGCUGUACACAGCCUUCAUCAACACGACAUUGCUGGACUCUGAGGGGCAGCAGAGUUCCUUGCAGCUCCUGAUCUACUUGCUGCCUCCCUGCAAUAGUGACACGCUUCACCGGCUCCUGGAGUUCCUGUCCACAGUGGCUGCGCAUGCCCACGACACCCAAGACAAAGACGGACAGGAGGUCACUGGGAACAAGAUGACAUCCUUGAAUCUGGCGACCAUCUUUGGGCCAAACCUCCUGCACAAGCAGAAAAGUUCGGAUAAGGAGUUCUCAGUGCAGAGUUCAGCCCGGGCAGAGGAGAGUGCGGCUGUCAUCGCGGUGGUUCAAAGGAUGAUCGACACAUAUGACACCCUAUUCAUGGUACCCCCCGACCUGCAAAAUGAAGUGUUGAUGAGUCUACUGGAGACCGACCCUGAUGUGGUGGACUAUCUGCUCAGGAGAAAGGAUUCGCAGUGGUCGAGCAUGGACGCGCUCGAUUCGGAUGUACCUUUCUCCCUGACUGAGAGGCACGCCUCCAGUGACUCUAUCAAGGCCUCCAGUGCGGAGCUCUCUCCGUACGAUAACGACUGUUCGCUUUUGUCGGACGACUUUCUCCAUACAAUGGCCGGGUACAUCGAUUCCGGGGCCAUGGAUUUGGGCUCAGCUCCCUGGACUGCCAAGGAUGAACACACAGAUAUCUGGGAAGCUUGGCGUGCAAUGUUGAGGUCAGAACUGAAAGAUCCACCAAACACAGGAUCCCAUAGGACACUUUCCCAUAGCCCUCCAGAGGGGUCUUGUGACCAAUUGGGAGACAGGAAGCCGCAGCGGAUACAGACCUCAUUGGCCAUGGCCAAGUUUCCACAGGCCCCAGUUGCUUGCGGUAACAGCAGCUCCCAUACAGAAAGAGAACAAGGUCCGCUAGAACCACAUGCACUCCUUCCCCAGCGAGACAGCCACUCAGAAUCCAGCUGUGCUGAGGACCUCCCCCAGGGGAGUGGCCUUCUAGAAACCUUGCCCAGUACAACCAAGCCUCCCUUUAGGAGCAAAGACAUGCCCCCUCUGCCUCAGACAGGACAUUCUACGAGGCUUACUGUCUCCACACCUCAUAGGGGCCCCUUACAGUGCAGGGGUCCAGGUCCUCAGAAACAGAAAGAGUCCAGCCAGACCCCUGCUAGCUCUGCAGAGACUAAAGGCCAAGUGAGCCCUGACUGGCAGGACUGGCAAAGGGAGAGGUGGCAAAUCUGGCAGCUACUAUCUUUGGACAACACAGACUCACUGCCAGAGACACUAGUGUGAACUGGAAUAGUUCCAACUGCACUGCAAUCCCUCCCCCUGAGACAGUGUAGUUCCUUUGUGCAGUUUUCUUUUUUUCUUUUUUGUUGCAAAUGUGUGCUUUAUUGUGUGAUGUUUAAGUUCUUUUUUUAUUUUACAUUUUUGCCAUCAGCAAUCAUAUUUGUGCCUAACAGAUCAUUGUGACAUACCUCACGAAUAAUAUGAAAUUUGUCAAAAAAUAACUGGUAAAAAACAUAAGCUUCAUACAAUGGAGGCUAUUACGUUCAUAUCUGUAAGUUUUUGUGGAACAUGUUCUGUGCUUUUGCCCAAAAAGCAUUUCAGAUGCAUAUGUAUGUGAGUUGGAGUCGGAUUUAAAGUAGGUAUCACUUCAGGAAUUUGGGUUUGGAGUUGUUUAACAAGAAGUUUAGUUUUUAAACUAAGAAGGUGAAAAGUUAUUGAGAAAAUGCGUUAUCAUAACUGAAAUAUUAUAUUGUUUAUGGCAGUUUCACAAAUUUAAAUAUACAAGUCAGCUACUUUAUGUAAAGUGUUGCUAGGAGUUCUUAAAUAUGUACACAAUUAUAUUUUUCCACGAACCACACACUCAAGCAUCUAGGUUAUAGUGUGAAAAUAUACUUCUUCAGUUUCAUAAUAAUUUUAAUGAUGACAUUCAGUGAAAAAUCUACUUUGCUUUUACCUUUUUACUGAAAAAUAGAAAGCUAAUUCUGAAGUGCCAACAAUCAAUGUUUUUGUCUUAUGUUGCAUAUCACAAAUGUUGAAUUUGUUUAUGUUGUGUCUGAAUAUUUUGAGAAGAGAAAUGUAGUAAUUGGAGCUGAGCUCAGCAUUUGUGAUUUCUAUUAUUAUUUUAUUUUUGAUUAUUUUAUAUUUUUGCUGUUACUGGUUAAAGGUCCAGGAAACUGGAUUCAAAUUAUGGUUAUAUUCUCCAGAAGUCAUAAUUGAUUGUCUUAAUAUUUCUUUCAAGUUUUUAACCCAAUUAUAACCAUUAAAUUGUAAUAGACACUAUUAGAUUAUUGUGACUUGUUCAGCAGACAAGAACAGGGUGGGCAUGUGUCCUGCACUCAUUAGCAUUCCUGUUUAUUCAAGUUCUGGGCAAACAUUGGCACAAACUUUAUGAGUUAUUGUAAUAUUGCAGUGCCCUUGGACUCCAGAAAUAAAACCCAUUUACCAAAACCCAAGAAGAAAGCAUAUUUCUUUAUCUGCAUACAGAGAAGGGGCAAUGCUUUGACGUUUUCAACUUUCAGCUUGCUUUACCCACACAAGAGGCAAGAGCAUCAUUUACAUGUUACAUGUAGAAAGGAUUUCACUGAACUUAAGGUUUUAGUUACAUAACUAACACCCAGUUAACACCGCCCACUGAAAACCUGGUGUUUGGCCAAGGGGGGAAGCAAGCCAAUUUCAGCGCAGGCUUUUAUACUUUUUUUUUUUUGACAUCUGAAGACAAGACAUCUGCAAAGAAUUUAGAUUUCAGUUUCCUGCAUCUUUAAAAAAUCUGAAUUAGCCUUAUUACUUUCUGCAUACUGCAGUAUCUGCUUUGUUCUCUUGGAAUUAAUUGCUGAUACUGUAUAUUGUCUCUUUGAACAAUGAAGUACACUCACCUGUCCUUAUCAAAAAAGCAUUUUCGAGGGAAUUUACCAAGACAUUUUAAUGGAAACUUAGCUGUUGUAUAUACUGGACAACAUGCAUAAUUUUGCUGUAACAAAUAAAUUAUUUUGUGCAUUCUUC